Molecule: messenger RNA, 2769 nt
Organism: Maniola jurtina (meadow brown)
Lineage: Eukaryota; Metazoa; Arthropoda; Insecta; Lepidoptera; Nymphalidae
Product: spidroin-1-like
Exons: 4
Coding region: 1-2769 (922 amino acids)
Source: RefSeq, a predicted model, not a curated record
AUGAGAGUAGCAGCCUUCGUGAUCUUGUGCUGUGCACUGCAGUAUGUAACACCACAAAUUAUCGAUGAUAAGAUUCAUAAUAUUUUCAAUGACAAAAAUAAAUAUGAAACGAAGAAUGUAAGCACAAGUGAUGAAUACGAUAUAGACCAAUAUGGCGAAGUGAUCGAAAAACAGACCGUUAAAAAAGAAAUUUUAGUGAACGAUGAUAAAAGCAACGACGUAAAAAAUGAUGAUAUGAAAAUUAUGACCUUUAUCUUUAAAAAAGAUAAAGAAGGUCAUGAAAGAAUCUAUGAAGAAGAUACUGUUAUUAAAAAAGUUCCACGAUCAGCAGCCGCUGCCUCAAGCGCAGCAAAUAGUAACGCUGGUGUUGGUGGCCACAGAGUUGUUUCUGGAACACAAGAGUCAGCAACUGCUGGGUCAAGUGCAGCAAAUAGUAACGUUGGCGUUGGUGGCAUUAGAGGCAUCCCUGGAACACAAGGAUCAGCAGCCGUAGCAUCAAGUGAGACAAAUAGUAACGUUGGUGUUGGUGGUAUCAGAGGCGUUUCUGGGACACGAGGAUCAGCAGCCCCAGCAUCAAGUGCAGCAAAUAGUAACGUUGGUGUUGGUGGCCCCAGAGGCGUUUCUGGAACACAAGGAUCAGCAGCUGCACCAUCAAGCGCAGCAAAAAGUAACGUUGGUGUUGGUGGCCUCAGAGGUGUUUCUGGAACACAAGGAUCAGCAGCUGCACCAUCAAGCGCAGCAAAAAGUAACGUUGGUGUUAGUGGCCUCAGAGGCGUUUCUGGAACACAAGGAUCAGCAGCUGCAGCAUCAAGCGCAGCAAAUAGUAACGCUGGUAUUGGUGGCCCCAGAGUUGUUUCUGGAACACAAGGAUCAGCAAUUGGUGCCUCAAGUGCAGCAAAUAGUAACGCUGGCGUUGGUGGCAUCAGAGGCGUUCCUGGAACACAAGGAUCAACAACUGGAGAAUCAGCCGCAGCAGCCGCAGCAGCUGCAGCAGUUACUGACGCUAUUACCUAUGAAAACAGGUAUGUGCCAGGUGGCAGCUUCUACGGGCCUUACGGCAGUCAAAGACCCAAUUUAAAUUUAAACAUUUCAAACAGACCUGAAACAGCAUCAUCAGCUGCAGCAUCAAGCGCCGCAAAUAGUAACGCUGGUAUUGGUGGCCCCAGAGUUGUUUCUGGAACACAAGGAUCAGCAAUUGGUGCCUCAAGUGCAGCAAAUAGUAACGCUGGCGUUGGUGGCAUCAGAGGCGUUCCUGGAACACAAGAAUCAACAACUGGAGAAUCAGCUGCAGCAGCGGCCGCAGCAUCUGCAGCGGUGAAUGAUGCUAGUGCCUAUGGAAACAAAUAUGGAUUUGGUAAUCGCAACGGACCAAAUGGCUUCUACGGGCCUGACGGCAGUCAAAGACCCAAUUUCAAUUUAAACAUUUUAAACAGACCUGAAACGGCAUCAUCAGCUGCAGCAUCAAGCGCCACAAAUAGUUACACUGGCGCUGGUGGCCCCAGAGGCGUUUCUGGAGCACAAGGAUCAGCGACCGCGGCCUCAAGUGCAGCAAAUAGUAACGCUGGCGUUGGUGGCCUCAGUGGCGUAUCUGGAACACAAGGAUCAGCAACCGGGGAAUCAGCUGCAGCAGCCGCAGCAGCUGCAGCAGGUACUGACGCUAUCACCUAUGAAAACAGGUAUGGACCAGGUGGCAGCAUCUACGGGCCUUACGGCAGUCAACAACCAAAUAUUGAUUUUGUAUAUGAAGGAAGUUCUGAAUCGGCAUCAUCCGCCUCAUCAUCAGCCACAUCGACCGCAAAUCAAAGGAUUUCUGAAACACAAGGAUCAGCAGCCGCAGAAUCAAGCACCGCAAAUAGUAACGCUGGUGCUGGUGGCCCCAGUGGCACUUCUGGAACACAAGGAUCAGCAACUGGAGAAUCAGCUGCAGCAGCGGCCGCAGCAUCUGCAGCGGUGAAUGAUGCUAGUGCCUAUGGAAACAAAUAUGGAUUUGGUAAUCGCAACGGACCAAAUGGCUUCUACGGGCCUUACGGCAGUCAAAGACCCAAUUUCAAUUUAAAAAUUUUAAACAGACCUGAAUCGGCAUCAUCAGCUGCAGCAUCAAGCACCGCAAAUAGUAACGCUGGUGCUGGUGGCCCCAGUGGCACUUCUGGAACACAAGGAUCAGCAACUGGAGAAUUAGCUGCAGCAGCGGCCGCAGCAUCUGCAGCGGUGAAUGAUGCUAGUGCCUAUGGAAACAAAUAUGGAUUUGACCUGAAACGGCAUCAUCAGCUGCAGCAUCAAGCGCCGCAAAUAGUAACGCUGGUAUUGGUGGCCCCAGAGUUGUUUCUGGAACACAAGGAUCAGCAAUUGGUGCCUCAAGUGCAGCAAAUAGUAACGCUGGCGUUGGUGGCCUCAGUGGCGUAUCUGGAACACAAGGAUCAGCAACCGGGGAAUCAGCCGCAGCAGCCGCAGCAGCUGCAGCAGUUACUGACGCUAUCACCUAUGAAAACAGGUAUGGACCAGGUGGCAGCUUCUACGGGCCUUACGGCAGUCAACAACCAAAUAUUGAUUUUGUAUAUGAAGGAAGUUCUGAAUCGGCAUCAUCCGCCUCAUCAUCAGCCACAUCGACCGCAAAUCAAAGGAUUUCUGAAACACAAGGAUCAGCAGCCGCAGAAUCAAGCACCGCAAAUAGUAACGCUGGUGCUGGUGGCCCCAGUGGCACUUCUGGAACACAAGGAUCAGCAACUGGAGAAUCAGCUGCAGCAGCGGCCGCAGCAUCUGCAGCGGUGA